Messenger RNA from Penicillium brevicompactum, 702 nucleotides. RefSeq lists its product as uncharacterized. The record is from RefSeq and is a predicted model, not a curated record. Lineage: Eukaryota; Fungi; Ascomycota; Eurotiomycetes; Eurotiales; Aspergillaceae. The coding region runs from base 1 to 702 and encodes 233 amino acids. The transcript has 2 exons.
AUGCAUAUGAUCGGGAACCUAUUCACUAUUUCUGGAGCCUCCAUUGACGCUGGGUAUAUUGAGCCCUCGAAUGGCAAUGGAUAUGUCUUCCAGGGAGACCGUUAUGCCUGCAUCAAGGUCAUUCCCAACACGACCAUCGACCAGAUUGUCUGGGGCCCAAAGAAGUAUUUCGAGGCCUGGAAGUCUUUAGUCCAAGCCGGAUUCACCAUGGUUGACGCGGUUAUCCCAAUUCCUGAUGGCACAGGUGCAAUCUGGGUCUUCAGUGGCCUUCAAUACGCUCGAAUCAAUUUCAAAGAGGACAAGGUUGUCUUCGGUCCAGCUUCUAUCGCCGAAAACUUCCCCUCGCUUGUUAAGGCAGGGUUCCCUACCAUCGAUGCGAUUUUGCCCACCCCAGGGGAGCCCAAGCAUGCCUACGUGUUCUACAAGGACCGCUUUGCGCGCAUCACCUUGACUCCUGGAAAGGCCGAAAGCUCCAUCGUCAGUGGUCCUGCUCCUAUCGCCGUUCACUGGCCAGCUCUUGCUAGCUCAGGCAUUCACCGUCUUGAUGCGGUGAUCCCCGCCCCGGGAUUCCCGAGUGAUGCGUACUUCUUCCUUGGAGACAAGUACGUUCGUCUUACGGUUGAGCCAGGCAAAAUCCAGGAAAAGCUUGUAUUCGGACCUGCAUCGGUUGUGAAGCACUGGCCUGCGCUCAAGGAUCUGUGA